GUUCCAAGUACACAUCUUUCGAUGCUAUCGUGACAUCAACAAUACAUCGAUAUACAGUUGUUUACAAACAAUUGUUUAUAUCAUUUUAAAGUAUUAUGUCCAUUCCUCUGUUUUCUGCCAUAACUUUUUUGUAAUAUCAUGGAUUCGUCUCAAAGUCAAUCGCGGCUACUUGAGGAAGGCUCCGCUCAAGAUUCUCGGAUCUUGUGCUUGCAAAAUCUGAUCGAGAAGAAUAUUGAGAUAGAGCAACAAAUUGAGGCGAAAACUUUUGACCAAUCAAUUGCGGCAAUCGAAGAAAUCCUGCGAACAGCAAACGAUAUAAACAAGGGUCAUGAAGACCGCCGGACAAAUUCGACGGAACUUGUUUUGGACACGGAGUUAUUAAGACGCAAUCACGAAGUUGUAGGAAAAGCUAUUCAGUACAACACUAACUUUACUGACAGAAUGGUGAUCACGGCGAUUAAUGAUUUGGUUUUCAAAGAACAAGAAGAGGAUUGGGAUGCUGUCUGCUCACUGGCUCUCCAAUUUGGAAGACCUCUCUUCACAAACGAUAGUAUGCUUCCCUUCAUAGAUGUAACGCCAAAGGAAGUCAUUCCGAAGCAGCGUGCUCAACGCAAACAGAAAUCUCAGGUCGAGGAAAAGCGCCCAAAGAAGAGUGAUAAAUUGGAAAGAAAGGAUGAAGGCGCAGCCUCCGUCAGUCAUAUGUUGAAACAGAUUAGGCAAAUAUAUCGAGAGGGCGGUAAUGAGCCUAUUCCAUAUUUUAAAUUAAUUUGCAAUCCAAAUAAUUUUAUGGAUACCGUACAAAAUGCUUUACAACUCUCGUUUCUUGCCAAGGAGAAAUACAUUGCUAUUGAAAAUGGCGAUGAUGGUUUGCCUUUGGUAAAUGUUGUCAAUUCUAAAAGUUCCGAAGAUAAUGAGCCAGCCCAAGCCAUUUGCUCCAUCGAUGUAUCCUUUUGUGAGAAAAUGGUUAAGCACUACAACCUUCGUGAGCCAAUGUUGAAAAAACUUCAAAAUGAUGAAAGUUAGAUAUAUUAAUUAUAUUGUAUUACAGUUAAAAAUAAUGUUAAUAAAACAACCAACCAAUAAAGCGUUAAAUAUGA
Molecule: messenger RNA, 1097 nt
Organism: Drosophila ficusphila
Lineage: Eukaryota; Metazoa; Arthropoda; Insecta; Diptera; Drosophilidae
Gene: Nse4
Product: non-structural maintenance of chromosome element 4
Exons: 5
Coding region: 139-1023 (294 amino acids)
Biological process (GO): DNA repair
Cellular component (GO): Smc5-Smc6 complex; nucleus
Source: RefSeq, a predicted model, not a curated record